AGCGCCCGUCAAACAACGCGUCCACUUCCGUUUCUUUUCACUUUUCACCAGCAAGAUGAAAAUCGGUUUGUGUGCAUUCAGCGGGUAUAAGAUUUACCCCGGCCAUGGCAAGACCAUGGUCAAAAUCGAUGGCAAGACCUUCACCUUUCUGGACAAGAAGUGCGAGCGCUCCUACCUGAUGAAGCGUAAUCCCCGUAAGGUUACCUGGACGGUACUUUACCGCCGCAAGCACCGCAAGGGUAUUGAGGAGGAGGCCUCCAAGAAACGCACGCGCCGCACACAGAAAUUCCAGCGCGCCAUUGUUGGCGCCUCGCUGGCCGAGAUCAUGGCCAAGCGCAACAUGAAACCGGAGGUGCGCAAGGCUCAGCGCGACCAGGCCAUAAAGGUGGCCAAGGAACAGAAGCGUGCCGUCAAGGCAGCCAAAAAGGCCGCAGCACCAGCACCCGCCAAGAAGUCCGCGCCCAAGCAGAAGGCCACCAAGGUAACGCAGAAGUCUGCGCCUCGCGUCGGUGGCAAGCGAUAAACAACAACUAGCUGAUCGGUUGCUGCGAAGGGAAGUGAAGUGCUACGGUUUUUAUAACAAAAAUGAUUGAA
Molecule: messenger RNA, 594 nt
Organism: Drosophila novamexicana
Lineage: Eukaryota; Metazoa; Arthropoda; Insecta; Diptera; Drosophilidae
Gene: RpL24
Product: 60S ribosomal protein L24
Exons: 3
Coding region: 56-523 (155 amino acids)
Biological process (GO): cytoplasmic translation
Cellular component (GO): cytosolic large ribosomal subunit
Molecular function (GO): structural constituent of ribosome; mRNA binding
Source: RefSeq, a predicted model, not a curated record